CCACCGUCCCUUGCUGUCACCUUUCCUACCUCCCUGUGUUGACUGGGGCUGUGCCACUGAGAAAAGCAGAGCUCUGGCAGAGAAGGAGCUGCUUCCCAUCAGCUGUGUGACAGCCAGCCCUCUGUCAUUGGAAAGGCCCCAGGGCCACUUCCCCGAAGUUGGGCAAUGGGUGUCAUGUUGUGGCCCUGUGCUUCCGAAAAUUAGCCUGCAAAGCUUCCUGCCCUCCGGGUAGGGGUCAGGCAUUGCUUUCCUCACCUGUAACCCACUUCCUCUGACGGUGGAUGGGCUGAGAGAGGGGAGGGCUGCGUGGUCAGGCUGGAAUUGGGGCUGGGGGCUGCACCCUGCCCCACAGCCCCCCUGCAGGGCUGGGAUGCUCUGGAGCUGGCACCAAGCAGUGCCCUGGGAAAGCUGAGUGGGUGGCAAAAGGGGUUGGAAUGUCAGCGUUGAUACAGGGGACACAGACACCCCUCUAUCCCGCUUCCCCAAAGUGCUUCCCGUGGGUGCUUCCUCCUUCCAGUACCCCGAACUUGCAUGGAGGGGAUGGAGGGGCACCGUGUGCCUCUGUACCAUCCUCCAUCAGCUGGAGCAGCUUUCCUGUGACGGUGGUUCCACGUUGCACAAUGCAGCUUCCGCUGCUGGGAAAGCACCCUAUAAAACCCCACGUCCCUGGUUCCUCUCUAGUCUACAAAGACAGCUGAGGAGGAGGCAAGCAGAACAGGGCCAGGUAAGCUGUGCUCUUUGAUUUCAUUUAGCAAAGGUUCCUUGGGGGGAGAGGAGAUGAGGUGAAGAGGUUGGGGCUGCGUGAAUGUAGGAAAACUGUUGUUAUCUGGGUGGUAAUGCUGGGGAGCACAGCUGGGGGAUGCUACUGGGAGAUCACGGAUCCUGCUCUGGCUGCUUCUGCUUUAAUUCACGUAAAACAAGCUAAAAUGCCCCAGGAGUUGGACCCAUCAAUUCUCCCAUUUUGGGAUAUUCUGUGAUUAUUCGUGUGACGGUACCACUGCUACCAAUGUCUUUGUUCACACGUGUCCACUCCCAUCUACACAAAUGCCAGGAAGCAGAGCAGCUAUGGGAGAGGUGAGGGCUGUGGGGUGUUGUGUGCCAUGUUAAGGCUGUUCCUUAACAGCUAAGGUGCAGAAGAUCCAUACUGAAUCUGUGAGCAUUGCCCGAGGGUCGCCUCCAGCAGACGCCGCUGUCCCACAUCCCCAUCAGCCAAGCCCUUUGCUGAAAGCAUGGACAUCAUAGAGAAGGUCUUCUCCAUCGCCCAUGCCAUCCACAGCCAGUUUGAGCACGUCAAGUGCUGCAAGCACCAGUGCCAGCGCCUCGUGGAGCGCAUCCACAUCCUGCUGGAGCCCGUGAGGGUCCUGCAGGCUCAGCCAUCUUGGCAGAUCUCCCACCAUGAAGAGCAAAUGCUGACCAAGCUGCUCCAGGCACUGGGGGAAGCCCAGAAGCUGGUGAUAAAAUACAGCCAGACCAGCUGGAUCCAGAAGUUCCUGAGCGCCCGCAGCAGCGGAGAGGAGUUUGUUUGGGUGAACAGGAGCCUGGAGGACAUCGCCCAAGGACUCUCGCUGCUGCUACAAGCAGAGCAGAAGCAGGCGUUGCUGGAGGCCUUCCAGGCAAAGAUCUGUCGCAGGCAAGAUGCUGAGGAUCUGAGGGACGACAAGGCUUUUCUGGACCAGGUUAUUGCAAGUACCAAAGAGCCUGAAGAUGAGGCCUGGCAGAUCCAAAUGGGCAGUCAGUGCAUGGAGAGCAAGGUAGACUGGAUGCAAGGCGAGCUGAACAAAAUCGUGCGUGUGAUGGACAGCUUGAAGAAGGUCAAUGUUGGCAAAAGGGAAGCCAUCACUGAGAUCGAGCGGGACCAGCUCACCUUCCGCAGGCACCUGCAGGACACUGAGCGCUACGACCUCUAUGAGGGAGAGUAUCUCAAGUACCCAGUCGCCAUCAAAACCUUCAAGAGGCCACUGACCACUGACACAGUGAAGGUGAGAGAUAUCUUCGAGAAGGAGAUUCAGACCCUGAAGAAGUUUGAGUCUCCAAACAUUCUGCGCAUGUAUGGGAUCUGCAUUGAGGAGAAAGAUGGGAUCCCCUGCUUCUCCAUCGUCAUGGAGUACUGCAAGCACGGCACACUGCGGGAGGUGCUGACCAAGCAACAGCAUCUCUCCUGGGAAGUCCGCAUUCGGAUGGCCCUGGGAGCUGCCAGGGGCCUUUACAGGUUGCACCAGACGGAGGAGAAGUCCCGACUGCACGGCUGCAUCUGCAGCAGCAAGUUCCUGGUGGCUGGGGAUUACUGUGUGAAGCUGUCAGGAUUUGAGCUUUGUGAAACAGAGUCUUCCAUCAAGAGAAAAGUCAAUAAGAAGAACUUGAGCCAAGUCUGUAUGUUGGCUUACAUUGCCCCCGAGAACCUGAUGGAUGUCUAUUGCCCCUACAAGAGGUCCUGUGAGAUAUACAGCUUUGGGAUCGUGCUGUGGGAGAUUGCAACCUCCAAAAUCCCAUUUGAAGGCUGCUCUCUCCAGGAGAUCAAAGACAAAAUCUGUGACUGCCAGUACCAGGAGCCAGUGGGGAAAGAUUGUCCUGAAGAGCUGGAGAAAGUCAUCAACCAGUGUCGGGCCUUCGAUCCGUUCCAGCGCCCAUCUGCUGAGCAAAUCGUGGACUUGUUGGCUGACCUGGAGAAGAGGAGGAGCUAGCUGCGGAGAGCCCUGGCAGGCCGCCCAGACCGGCCUCCCUGCCUAGCGUCCCCGCGACUGCAAUCAUCGACGUGUCAAUAUAUGUUUAUUUAUUAAAUAAGACUGGAAAAUCUCUGUGUGCCGGCUGCUUUGCGUUCUUCGAGGCCCGCGGGUGGGGCUGAGGGCCGCUGUGCCCCGCUGUCAUGGCAACGCCCCCCCACCGCCUGGAUUUGAAUCCCCUCUCGCUCCCGCUUAUUUCGUCCC
Messenger RNA from Phasianus colchicus (ring-necked pheasant), 2924 nucleotides. The record is from RefSeq and is a predicted model, not a curated record. Lineage: Eukaryota; Metazoa; Chordata; Aves; Galliformes; Phasianidae.